AUGAAGAAGGCAAGAAAGAGACUAUUCCAUAAAGAUGAUUCCCCUGUAGCACCGCCUUUGAACAUCGACGCUUUAUUAAAGAAUGUACACUCAUUGGAACUGAAUUAUCAAGGGUUUCAACCUAGCGAGAAGAAAGCUCUAUUGAGGACUAUAUCUGCCCUUUGCAAAGAGGUUAUCGAAAAUGCGAUGUGCCACGGAUUAGACGGAUGCAUUAAACUAGAAGACCUAAACCUGCUGUUUAGGUUUUAUGUUGACUUAGAGAAGGAGUUCAAACUGGACUUUAACAAAGAUAUAAAGAAGAUGAUUUUAGAAGGUUUAGCUAAAUUUGAGAACGACUUUGUUUUAAAUUCCAAUGAGAAAGUGAUAAAUGUCGCAUUAAAGAGACUAUGUGCCAUUUGGGCACGAUUCUAUUCUCGGGUAUAUCCUGACUGUAUGAUUUGUCUUAUACAGAUCCCUGCAGAUAUCGAACAGCUCUUGUUAAUAUGCUUCCGUGAUGCUAUUGUCUUGCCGUACUAUAAGAACUUCAUGAAUGCGGAUGAAGGAAUAUCGAUGAGUUUUUCUAAGUAUAUACAGAACGAAGAGGAAAACGGCGUGAAACAACAGCACAAACUUAUAUUAAUUCAAUGUUUCGGUGUACUCAGCUCGAUAAAAGGUAAAGACAUGAAUCAAAGGUUGAUUGAAGAUUUGUUGAGUGGAGUAAGACGGAGUAUAGAAGUUCUAUAG
Messenger RNA from Kluyveromyces lactis, 723 nucleotides. RefSeq names its product Bit61p (gene BIT61). Gene Ontology annotation, cellular component: TORC2 complex. Gene Ontology annotation, biological process: TORC2 signaling. The transcript has a single exon. The record is from RefSeq and is a predicted model, not a curated record. Bases 1 to 723 code for a protein of 240 amino acids. NCBI's taxonomy places the organism in Eukaryota, Fungi, Ascomycota, Saccharomycetes, Saccharomycetales, Saccharomycetaceae.